AUGUCUUCUCUAUCUGAAGAUGCGAAGCCCUUCUUGCCAAGCGAAAGUGGUGAUUCCAGUUUCGACUUAGCCCCGGCUGAGAGAUCGAGACUGCAGCAAGACCGAUUGACGGAGCCUCGCUGGCGAAGACGACUCUGGAUCAGCCAUGUGAUCUUCUUGGGAUUCAACGUGGCGUUCCUCAUCUACAACAUUGGUGAUGUUGGGAAACAUGUCGGGCCAGAGGCCGCAGUGCUCGAAAAAGCCUACUGUGAGAAGCUUUUCCUUCGCCUGGGUAAUACAAUGGUGCUGAUAUCGAAUCUCCUAGCACCGGCACAGAUGGCAAUUAGUUAUACAGUCAAGGAGGAAGCCCCUAUGUUGCCCGAUAACGUGCUCACCGGCCCACCCGGCCCCGAGGCCGACAAGGCGUGGGAAGAACUUGAGAAACGUUCUCUGAAGACGAGAUGA
Messenger RNA from Colletotrichum fioriniae, 444 nucleotides. The record is from RefSeq and is a predicted model, not a curated record. Lineage: Eukaryota; Fungi; Ascomycota; Sordariomycetes; Glomerellales; Glomerellaceae.